AUGGAAAACAUUAUUAUGCCAAAAGGCACCAUCUCUGAAAACACAAACUACAAUCAUCCUCCUGAGGCAGAUUCCAUUGGGACUGCAUUCAACUUAGAGCCAACUGUUAAACAAACUGAGACAAAAUGGGAAUACAACAGCAUGGGCACUGACCUGUCCCCCAAGCCCAAAAGCUUCAAUUACCCAUUGCUCUCGUCCCCAGGUGAUCAGUUUGAAAUUCAGCUAACCCAGCAGCUAUGGUCCCUCAUCCCCAAUGAGGAUGUGAGAAGGUUCAUGUCUCAUGUUAUCUGGACCUUGAAAAUGGAAUGUUCAGAAACACAUGUGCAAGGGACCUGUGCCAAGCUCAUGUCGCGAACAGGCCUCCUGAUGAAGCUUCUCAGCGAGCAGCAGGAAGCAAAGGCAUCCAAGGCAGAAUGGUCUGUAGACCAACGGAAAACUGGUAACUAUAGUAAUGAGAGUAUAGAAGCCCAGUGUGAAGAAAAAGAGCAGAAGUCGAGUGAGGUGAGGACCACACAGAAACAUGAGACCCAGAUUUCCCAUCAUUUAGCAUAUGCCAGUGCCCACAUAGGAUAGCAAAGUGCCCACAUAGGCGAACCUGGGACUCCCAGGCCAUAGCUUGUCUUGGCCAUGUAACUUUGGCCAUGACAGUGAUCUCCCACUUUGCUCAUGUAGACAGUGAAAUAGAUUAGGGCACAAGAUUAGGGCACAAGAAAUAGAUUAGGGCACAAGCUUCUCAGCGAGCAGCAGGAAGCAAAGGCAUCCAAGGCAGAAUGGUCUGUAGACCAAUGGAAAACUGAUGAGACUCCAUCUUAAAAAAAAAAGAAAAAAAAAAAAAAAAAGAAAUGGCCAGCUGGAUGCAGUGGCUCAUACCUAUAAUCCCAGCACUUUGGGAGGCUGAGGCAGGUGGAUCACCUGAGGUCAGGAGUUCGAGCCCAGUCUGGCCAACAUGGUGAAACCUCAUUUCUACUAAAAAUACAAAAAUUAGCCGGGCAUGGUGGCUUGUGCCUAUAGUACCAGCUACUGGGGAGGCUGAGGCAGGAGAAUUGCUUGAACCUGGGAGGCACAGGUUGCAGUGAGCC
Messenger RNA from Gorilla gorilla gorilla (western lowland gorilla), 1079 nucleotides. RefSeq names its product leucine-rich repeat-containing protein 37A3-like. The record is from RefSeq and is a predicted model, not a curated record. Bases 1 to 573 code for a protein of 190 amino acids. The transcript has a single exon. NCBI's taxonomy places the organism in Eukaryota, Metazoa, Chordata, Mammalia, Primates, Hominidae.